CUCAGGCGCACAGCCAGGCGGAGAGCAGAUUUCCGCGCGAGGGUCUGGCCUAGAGCGCCCGCGAAGCGCGGAAGAAGCGCCUGCUCAUGGCUGGCAGCCUCACGGAGGAAGUCCCUGAGAGCGAAGAGAGUGUGGAUUGGGGCUACGAAGAAGGCGUUGAGUGGGGGCUAAUCUUUCCCGAUGCAAAUGGGGAAUAUCAGUCUCCUAUUAACUUGAAUUCAAGAGAGGCCAAAUAUGACCCAUUGCUACUGGAAGUACGCUUAUCACCAAAUUAUGUUGUAUGCCGUGAUUGUGAGAUCAUCAAUGAUGGACACUCAGUUCAGAUCCUCUUAAAGACCAAGUCAAUGUUAGUAGGAGGGCCGUUACCUCGGGGGCAUGAAUUUGAACUUCACAAUGUUCGAUUUCACUGGGGCAGAGAAAACCAGCGUGGCUCAGAACACACAGUUAAUUUUAAAGCGUUUCCCAUGGAGCUCCAUCUGAUCCACUGGAACGCCACCAUGUAUCACAGCAUUGAUGAGGCAGUGGGAAAGAAGAAUGGUAUAGCCAUCAUUGCUUUAUUCGUGCAGAUAGGAAAGGAACAUUCAGGCCUAAAGGCUGUGACUGAAAUUCUGCAAGACAUCCAGUAUAAGGGCAACUCCAAGACAAUACCUUGCUUUAAUCCCAACACAUUAUUACCAGAUCCACUGCUAAGAGACUAUUGGGUGUAUGAAGGCUCUCUCACGGUGCCACCCUGCAGUGAAGGUGUUACAUGGAUCUUAUUUAGAUAUCCUUUAACUCAAUUCUGGGUCCAGCAAGAUGAGAUGUUGGAGCUCCAUGACUGGAUCAUCUUUUAAUUCUGUGGAAAGCAGCUUCAGGAUUCCUGAAAUGGAUUGGGAGCACAAUGCUGAGAAAGAUGGAAAGUAAUAUUUUGCCCACUGGAUCAUUUUUAAAAUUUAAAUCCUCUCAGUUGUUGCUAUUUGUUCCAUUAGGAAAAAAAUAUAUGUUUCUUGGUGUUUCCCCUAAUAAGGGAAAUAGUCCUGAAAACUGGGGAAACUGCCACACAGGAAAUGUUUGGAGGAAAAAUUUUGAAUCUGUUCUGGCAAAGAAUCAUAUGGGAUGUUCAACAGUUGAUUUUGAAAUAAAUGAUAAAGCUGAUUUUGGAUCUUCAACAUAUCAUUUGCCUUGUUUCUGUCUGAGAAAAAAAUAGUUACAUUGGUCACAAUUUUUAAAAUAACUUGCAAUUUUAGAACCUAAUAAUAGAACUGAAUUUAGAAUAUAUCAUGGAAGGGAAUAUUAAAUUAGAAUUGUAGAAUAUGAAUGCUAUGUUUUUCAUAUUAUUUUAUCCCACAUUGGUUCAAACAUUUAAUCUCAUGUCAAAUUGCAUUUAGUAAUUUUGCAUUAUUUUGCAUUUUGGCUGCAUAUCACAAAAAUGCUAGUCAAAAUUACAAGAUAGUAGGGUUUCUGCAGUAUUUGCCUUCAUUUGUGGUUGCAAAUUAUUCUAAGAAUUGAUUUGGACAUCACACUAAGUCAUAUUAUAACAUAGCAGUAAAGUUACUCGCAUAGAGGUAGCUAACAAUGAAUGGUUCCAUCUAUGACUUGUUAACUGUAUUGCACAAACCAUGAACUCUGACUUACAAUUUUGGCUUGUUCAAACAAGUGUUUUAAUUACAUGAUGAACACAGUGAAAAAUAUAUUAACCAUGAUAUACUGUUAUUUUUCACCUCCUAGACCCUUGAUUCUGAUUUGAACCAGUUGAUCUUGCUUGAAGAUUCUGUAGUGUCUGGACCUGCCUAAAACAUAUUAAGGAGAAUUACCCUAGAAAACUUUCUGAAAAAUAGAUCAUAUCUCUGGACACUGAAUUGGAUUUUUCUAGCAAGGAGCCUGAACUCCCCUUUGAACUGACUUAAUCUAAUAUGAUUUGCUUCAGUAGAGAUGGCUGAAGAUGCAAUGUGCGGCCGUUCAUCAAUUACAUAGUGUAAAGAUAUAAUCUUGAACCCUGUUUCUUUCAGCUUCAUCUAAAGGCUUUGAGACCACAUUUUGAUUUAACAGCUUACAUAAAUUUGAGCUUUUAUUGGAAUAAAGAUCUGUGAUAUUGCCCAAGG
This is a messenger RNA of Python bivittatus (Burmese python), 2081 nucleotides long. It is a transcript of the gene CA8, whose product is annotated as carbonic anhydrase 8 (inactive). The record is from RefSeq and is a predicted model, not a curated record. Gene Ontology annotation, molecular function: carbonate dehydratase activity; zinc ion binding. NCBI's taxonomy places the organism in Eukaryota, Metazoa, Chordata, Lepidosauria, Squamata, Pythonidae.